UUUAUGAUGAUGAUCAUCAUCAUCAUCAUUAUCUACUUGCCGUGUAGGGUUCUUGUUGAUUUCUCAAUUUCAUCUCUCCUCAACUGAAAAAUUACAGUAAAUUGAUCAUUUUCUCCGUCGAUUUUUUAGUUUGUUGCCUUAAUCGUGACGCUGACGCUGAAUUAGCCCUUUUCCGCCCAAUUUUUCUUUUUAUUGAUUAAUCUUUUGUCUUGUCCUUUUUUUGUAUGCUCUGUACACUCUGUCGUUCACCAACCCUCAAUAAGGAUAUUUCGUUUUCUAGGGAAGAAAUCUGAGAGCAGUUAAACCCUCGAAUAAGGAGAUUUCGUUUUGUAUAAUUUUGUUUAAUCCCCUUUUCUGUUUUUGUUUGAGGGUUAACUAAUUUUUGUGGUGUUAUCAUUUUAUAUAAGUAAACUCAUUAGUCAAUGCUUGGUAAUAUUUCGUAUUGCGUUUUGAUUAUUUUACCUCUAUAUUGGUUCAAGAGAUUGCUACUACAUAAUUUAGAGAAGUGAUUAGUCAGAUCGAACUGGCUUUGAGGUAGACAAAUGAUGGCAAGAUCGAUAAGAACGAUUUGGUUCCCGAUAUUUGUACUACUCUUGGUAGAGACUGGUAGAGGUGUAAAAUCAGCUUCCAACUACUUAAUUGGGCUCGGAAGCUAUGACAUCACUGGGCCCGCAGCUGAUGUCAACAUGAUGGGAUAUGCUAACACGGAACAGACAGCAUCGGGCGUUCACUUCAGGUUGAGAGCACGGGCUUUCAUAGUUGCAGAGCCAAAGGGUAACAGAGUUGUUUUUGUAAAUCUCGAUGCUUGUAUGGCAUCACAACUGGUGACAAUAAAAGUCCUUGAGAGAUUGAAGACGAGGUAUGGGGAUCUGUACACAGAAAACAAUGUUGCGAUAAGUGGCAUUCAUACCCAUGCUGGCCCUGGAGGUUAUCUUCAAUACGUUGUGUACAUUGUAACAUCCCUUGGUUUUGUGCGGCAGUCAUUUGAUGCCCUUGUUGAUGGCAUCGAGCAGACCAUCAUACAAGCCCACAAUAACCUUCGACCUGGAUCCAUAUAUGUCAAUAAAGGGGAGCUUAUAGAUGCUGGUGUUAAUCGAAGUCCAAGUGCUUAUCUCAAUAAUCCAGCUACAGAACGCAGUAAAUAUAAGUAUGAUGUCGAUAAAGAUAUGACCCUCUUGAAGUUUGUUGAUGAUGAAUGGGGCCCGAUAGGCAGCUUCAAUUGGUUCGCCACCCAUGGAACUUCUAUGAGUCGGACAAAUUCAUUGAUAAGUGGGGACAAUAAAGGAGCUGCAGCACGAUUUAUGGAAGACUGGUUUGAUCACAACAGCAGUGGAAGCAUAUCAUCUGACUUAUAUAUGUCUAGCAAAAUCCACAGAAGAGUCUCUAACAUUAUUCCAGUUAUUGAAGACAAUCAUCAUGAGUUACUAGAACUUGCUGCUUCUUUUGAGUCUUCAUCAGGCAAAUCAACCACCAGGUAUUCGAGCCUUGCAAGACGUGUAAGGAGUGCUCUCAGGCAGACUGAUAGGCCUAAGUUUGUAUCCGCAUUUUGUCAAAGCAAUUGUGGUGAUGUUAGUCCAAAUGUUCUAGGUGCAUUCUGUUUAGAUACAGGCUUGCCUUGUGAUUUCAAUCAUAGUACCUGUGGUGGAAAGAAUGAGUUAUGCUAUGGCCGAGGACCUGGAUACCCAGACGAAUUUGAAAGCACACGUAUCAUUGGGGAAAGACAAUUCAGGAAAGCGGUGGAACUUUUUGAUGGAGCAUCAGAAAAAUUAAAUGGGAAGAUUGAUUAUCGCUAUACCUCUGUUGAUUUUUCGGAACUUAAUGUCACAAUUCCGAAAGAAGGCGGAGGAACAAAUGUUGUAAAAACCUGUCCUGCGGCGAUGGGGUUUGCAUUUGCAGCUGGUACAACUGAUGGACCUGGUGCUUUUGAUUUUAAGCAAGGGGAUGACAAGGGUAAUGCAUUCUGGAGGCUCGUCCGCGACUUACUUAAAAAUCCAGGCAAAGAACAAGUGGACUGUCAACAUCCAAAGCCCAUUCUGCUUGAUACUGGCGAAAUGAAGCUACCUUAUGAUUGGGCGCCUUCAGUACUUCCUGUUCAGAUUCUGAGAAUAGGGCAGCUGGUCAUUCUUAGUGUGCCUGGAGAGUUCACAACAAUGGCUGGAAGACGUCUCCGAGAUGCUGUGAAAAAAGUUCUCACUAGCGCAAGUACCAAAGAGUUUGGUAGCAAUGUCCAUAUAGUGAUAGCUGGCCUAACAAAUACAUAUUCCCAAUACGUGACAACUUUUGAGGAGUACGAUAUGCAGAGAUACGAGGGUGCCUCAACACUGUACGGCCCACAUACUCUUACUGGCUACAUUCAAGAAUUCAAAAAACUUGCAUCAGCCCUAGUGAGCGGCAAAACAGUCGAAUCUGGUCCACCGCUCCCCAAUCUGCUAGACAAGCAAAUAAGCCUGCUUACACCAGUAGUAAUGGACGCGACCCCAAUUGGUGUAAAGUUCGGCGAUGUAAGCUCAGAUGUAGCGAAAAACUCCACUUUCAAGAAAGGUGAUAACGUGACAGUUGUUUUCUGGUCUGCGUGUCCGAGAAAUGACCUAAUGACGGAAGGUACAUUUGCUUUGGUCGAGAUUCUUAAAGGGAAGGAUUCUUGGGUGCCUGCAUAUGAUGACGAUGAUUUCUGUCUCCGAUUCAUAUGGUCGAGACCUGCUAAACUUAGUACUCGAAGCCACGCAACUAUAAAAUGGUUGAUACCUCAAACGGCUGCUUCCGGUGUGUACAGGAUCAGGCAUUUUGGUGCUGCUAAGAGCCUCCUCGGAUCGAUUAAGCAUUUUACAGGUUCCUCGAGUGCUUUUGUAGUGGCAUGACUUGACAUGACCCUUUUAUUUGCCAUUUUGCAUUAUACAUGCAUGUUAUAACUGAAAAAAAAAAAAACAUAGCUUUAUAUUUAUACAAACAAUUUAUAGACACAAUUAAAAUCCUGUUUAGAUUAACAGUUUCUAUAUUUAUAGAACAAAUAAUCGUUAAUAUUUGCCCCGAUCAAUAUUUCAUGUUCUGAUCUCUUACUUAUUUUCCCCCGGACUGCUCCCGUCUUUUUUCUAUGUAUCCAGUGAUUCUAAGGCGGUGCUUGCAAAAGCUUUUAGAAACAGAUUCCGAGCAUGCUCAUAAUUUGUUUUUAUGUGUUUGCAAAAUCAGCCUUUA
This is a messenger RNA of Erythranthe guttata (spotted monkey flower), 3192 nucleotides long. Its product is annotated as neutral ceramidase 1. The record is from RefSeq and is a predicted model, not a curated record. NCBI's taxonomy places the organism in Eukaryota, Viridiplantae, Streptophyta, Magnoliopsida, Lamiales, Phrymaceae. Gene Ontology annotation, biological process: ceramide catabolic process; long-chain fatty acid biosynthetic process; sphingosine biosynthetic process. Gene Ontology annotation, molecular function: N-acylsphingosine amidohydrolase activity. Gene Ontology annotation, cellular component: extracellular region.